CCCAGGUAUCCGCCCCUGCUCUGGCUGCGCCCCUCCCCUCGCCGUUGUCAAUGGAACGUCUUGGCGCUGCGAGGCCCGCCUUCGGGGUGGUGCCGGUGUUUGGUUCCGCCCCUUGCAUUCUCCUUCCGCUCGGGGAAAGGCCGCUUCCGGCGCUUUCAUUGCGAUUCUGCCGAGCGUGAUGGCCGGGCAGCGAACCCUACGGGUCCUGUGCCUGGCGGGCUUCCGGCAGAGCGAGCGGGCCUUCCGCGAGAAGACUGGAGCACUGAGGAAGGCGCUGCGGGGCCGCGCCGAGCUCGUGUGCCUCAGUGGCCCGCACCUAGUCCGGGACGCCCCGGGCCCCGAGGGCACCAGAUCAGACAUCGGGUCCUGCCCUCCGGAGGAGCAGCCUCGAGGCUGGUGGUUUUCAGAGCAGGAGACGGACGUUUUCUCCGCAUUGGAAGAGCCCGCCGUGUGCAGGGGCCUGGAGGAAGCUCUGGGGACGGUGGCGCAGGCACUGAGCAGGCUGGGGCCUUUUGACGGGCUUCUUGGUUUCAGCCAAGGGGCUGCGCUGGCCGCCCUCGUGUGCGCCCUGGGCCAGGCAGGCGAUUCCCGCUUCCCCAUGCCGCGGUUUGUCAUCUUGGUAUCUGGAUUCUGUCCCCGGGGCCGUGGGUUCAAGGAAUCCAUCCUGCAAAGACCCUUGUUGUUGCCGUCCCUCCAUGUUUUCGGGGACACUGACAAAGUCAUCCCCUCUCCGGAGAGUAUACAGCUGGCCAGCCGAUUCCCUGAAGCCGUCACCCUCACCCACUCCGGUGGCCACUUCAUUCCAGCAGCUGCACCCCAGCGUCAGGCCUACCUCAAGUUCUUGGACCAGUUUGCAGAGUGAGAUCAAGAAAUGUCUCUUUUCCUACAUCCAUCCCCCUUGGGGUAGUCUCGUCAUCCGUGCCCCUCCCAGGGCUCUUCACUGCUGUUGGUGGGCCUCACCAGGACCAGUUAAGAGACUACUAUUGGUCAGGUGCAGUGGCUCACGUCUGUAAUCUCAGCACUUUGGGAGGCCGA
Messenger RNA from Saimiri boliviensis boliviensis (Bolivian squirrel monkey), 1035 nucleotides. RefSeq names its product OVCA2 serine hydrolase domain containing (gene OVCA2). Lineage: Eukaryota; Metazoa; Chordata; Mammalia; Primates; Cebidae. Gene Ontology annotation, molecular function: hydrolase activity. The record is from RefSeq and is a predicted model, not a curated record. Gene Ontology annotation, biological process: response to retinoic acid. Gene Ontology annotation, cellular component: nucleus; cytoplasm.